Messenger RNA from Elephantulus edwardii (Cape elephant shrew), 1261 nucleotides. RefSeq names its product tyrosine 3-monooxygenase/tryptophan 5-monooxygenase activation protein, gamma (gene YWHAG). Gene Ontology annotation, biological process: signal transduction. The transcript has 2 exons. The record is from RefSeq and is a predicted model, not a curated record. Gene Ontology annotation, cellular component: cytoplasm. Gene Ontology annotation, molecular function: protein kinase C binding. Bases 1 to 744 code for a protein of 247 amino acids. NCBI's taxonomy places the organism in Eukaryota, Metazoa, Chordata, Mammalia, Macroscelidea, Macroscelididae.
AUGGUGGACCGCGAGCAACUGGUGCAGAAAGCCCGGCUGGCCGAGCAGGCGGAGCGCUACGACGACAUGGCUGCGGCCAUGAAGAACGUGACAGAGCUGAAUGAGCCGCUGUCCAAUGAAGAAAGGAACCUCCUCUCUGUGGCCUACAAGAACGUAGUUGGGGCACGCCGUUCUUCCUGGAGGGUCAUUAGUAGCAUUGAGCAGAAGACCUCUGCAGAUGGGAAUGAGAAGAAGAUAGAAAUGGUCCGUGCCUACCGUGAGAAAAUCGAGAAAGAGCUGGAAGCAGUGUGUCAGGAUGUGCUGAGUCUGCUGGAUAACUACCUGAUCAAAAAUUGCAUCGAGACCCAGUAUGAGAGUAAAGUGUUUUACCUGAAGAUGAAAGGGGACUAUUACCGCUACCUGGCCGAAGUAGCCACAGGAGAGAAACGGGCGACUGUCGUGGAGUCCUCCGAGAAGGCCUACAGUGAAGCCCACGAAAUCAGCAAGGAGCACAUGCAGCCUACCCACCCGAUUAGAUUAGGCCUGGCCCUCAACUACUCCGUUUUCUACUACGAGAUCCAGAAUGCCCCAGAGCAAGCGUGCCACUUGGCCAAGACCGCUUUCGAUGACGCCAUCGCCGAGCUCGACACCCUCAACGAGGACUCCUACAAGGACUCCACGCUCAUCAUGCAGCUCCUCCGUGACAACCUCACACUCUGGACAAGCGACCAGCAAGACGACGACGGAGGCGAAGGCAACAAUUAGGCCCGGGUGGACUGGCAGCGCACGCCGAUGCUACUACUGCAGUCUUUAUUUUUUUCCCAUGAGUUGGGGGUCGGGUAGGGGAGGGAAAGGGAGGGAUGACCUUCCUAGGGAGGAAACCCACGACACGUCCUGUCUUUGAUCGCCUCUUUGACAUUUUUGCCAAAAUACCACUAGUGGAAAGUCAGGCUAGCUGUGCUGGUAUUGGAAUAGCGGCCUCACACUGGCGUAUGGACUGUUCUGUAGAUGAAUGCAAGUGGAGCUGUCUGUCUUUAAUUUAACUUAUUGCUAGAUCAUAGGGUUUUAAGAUGAAAAGAAAACUUAAACGGAAUGGCCCUCUUUCAGUAAGUUCUGUGGUUCCAGUAAGGAUUUUAUGUACAUAUGCUCUUGUCUUAAGUUUUGGGUACUUCCUCUCAUCUGUUUUAGCUGUGCGUUUUUUUCAGGGUGUACUCUACCAGACAAAGAGUAGCUUAAAUCCCAAACUGACAAACUUGGAACAUGAGGUGUAUUUAUCCUUAUG